CGGAGUUAUUUGUAUUGGAAAGUUGCCGAUGCUCACUCCGAAGGACAUGCGGAAUCAUAACUGUAAGCCGAAGGAAGAGGCAAACAACUAUGUUCCGAUAUAAGAAAAAACUGGCAAUCUGAACCAGGGAGAAAAGAAACAUAAGGAAAAGAUGAAGAACAGGGAACAACAAAAGACAGUGAAGACAGCGAUGGUUUUCCUGGGAUUCUGCCUUGUCGCUUACAUUGUAAUCCCACCGCUCUUCUGGCACCUCUCCGAUUUCAUUACCGCCACCUCUUCUUCUUCUUCCUCCUCAUACUGUCCACCUUGCUUCUGCGACUGCUCCACUCAGCCACUGUUCUCUCUUUUUGAUGAUCUGAGCGCCAACACUUCUUUCUCAGAAUGCACGAAGAAGCAGGAUCCGGAGGUGGGCGAGGAGGCGCAGUCCAAUUUCACGGAGCUCCUGGCGGAGGAAGUGAAGCUGAAAGAGGCGGAGGCUGUGAGGAACCAGCAGCGGGCCGACGUGGCUUUGCUGGAGGCCAAGAAGAUGACAUCACAGUAUCAGAAGGAAGCUGACAAGUGCAGCGCGGGGAUGGACACCUGCGAGGUUGCCAGGGAGACAGCCGAAGAAGCACUCGCCUCCCAGAGGCAAAUCAGUGCCCUCUGGGAGCGCAGAGCUCGACAGAGAGGGUGGCGACCGGCUGCCACCACCGUCACUCACCACCUUCACAGCCACUUCACCCACUAA
Messenger RNA from Linum tenue, 727 nucleotides. NCBI's taxonomy places the organism in Eukaryota, Viridiplantae, Streptophyta, Magnoliopsida, Malpighiales, Linaceae. The record is from the annotation of a GenBank genome assembly.